Molecule: messenger RNA, 8234 nt
Organism: Elgaria multicarinata webbii
Lineage: Eukaryota; Metazoa; Chordata; Lepidosauria; Squamata; Anguidae
Gene: TEP1
Product: telomerase associated protein 1
Exons: 56
Coding region: 94-7941 (2615 amino acids)
Biological process (GO): telomere maintenance via recombination
Cellular component (GO): telomerase holoenzyme complex
Molecular function (GO): telomerase RNA binding; protein binding; telomerase activity
Source: RefSeq, a predicted model, not a curated record
GGUUCGUGGCUGCCAGCUCUGCAGGGGCGCGCGGAGGCUUGUGCGGGCGACCGGCUGGGCUUCUCCAGAGAGACUGUUGACCAUUGCGCCACCAUGUCGCUGAGGUCUAUGGAUCCCUCUGCCCCUCUCUGCUUGGAGAACCCUUCCCUUCAUGCUCAAUCUCCUGUUUCCCUCGCCCUCCAAAGACUUGAGGAAUCCCGGGCCCGGCUCUUGCAUCCCAUUACCCCUUCAGCUUCGUGGCUUGCCUCUCUGAAACCUCUUGAUACCCGCAGCCAAGUUGUACCGGACCAAUUGACUACACCUUAUGCGCCGAUCUUCCGGCCUUGCAAGGACCCUGAACCGGCACAGAGAGCUCCGGUUUCAGUAGCUGAGGCAAAGAAUCCGCUGUCGUAUCCGGCCUUCUCUGAACCAAACCCGCAGUGGUUGAAGAACCCCUUCCUGAAACAACCCGUCUCUGCCCCACGCGAACUUCAGGGGCUGGAGGUCUCCAGAGCUCACCUGUUGCGCCCCGUUGCCGCCUCCCAACUGGCCUUUCCGAAGGCACUGGAUGGACAGUUUGAAUCCCAAUUGGAUCGCCAGGAAACAUUCUGUGCCCAGACUUGCAUGGGGUUGUCAGUUUGUUACGGAAAGAACGAUGAUUCUUUUGGACCCAGCAGUGAACCAGAGACUCCGUUGCUAAACGUGUGUCUUCUUUCCAUCCAGGGGCAGGAGGAUGAGCAUGAGAUGGAUUUGAAUGGCUUGAGGCCAGCGUACUUUCUGACGGUGCCUGAUGACCCAUUGAAGGUGCAACUGGACGAAAGACACGCCCCAAGAGACGAGUUGCCAGUGGACAGCGAAGAGCAGGAUGUAAAAGAACAAAAAUUGAUGUUGCUAAGUUUGGCCUGCUGCUCCUUGGUGGAAGGGGCAAAGUUUGGGAAAAAACCCAGUGAUCUACAACAGAGGCUGGUGCAAGUGUGUGAGAGUCUCGCAGAGCACGAACCAGAAUUCAUCCUAAAGGUUGCUCUGUAUACUCGCCAAGAACUAAAUAUCCGCAGCACAGCCAAUUUUCUUCUGGCCCUAUCUUCCCGCCUCCUCCCCUGCCGCCCACAUCUGCGGCGCUAUUUCUGCCAUGCCAUGCAGCUCCCGUCUGACUGGAUGGAGGUGGCCCGUCUUCACCAGAGUUUAGCAGGGGAAGGAGACGCUCUGGCUCCAAUGCCUUCCUGCCUCCGCGCUGCCAUGGCUGAUAAGUUCCGGCAGUUUGACGCAUACCAGUUGGCCAAGUAUAAUACUCGGAAGAGCCGGGGGAAAAAACGUCAUCGGCCAAAGAACAAGCAGCCAGGCUCCUCUCACCAGAACGACUGGAAACAGAGCUUUUUGGGUCAGGAUGUAUAUCUUGCGCCCAAAUUGGAAUUUCUCGAGAAAAUGUUUCAGGGGAAUUUGGCUUCGAAGGAGCCCUGUCCAGCAGCCCCCAAAGAUCUUUUCUCUCUGAAGGCUUUGAUCGAGCGCCUUCACAUUUCUGAGCCAGCCCAGCAUGUGAUGAGUCUUCUGGGGAGGAGGUACCCCUCGGACUUGCGCACUUUCUCCCGAAGUCGCCUCCCAGGGCUCUGGGACCCGAGGCUUUCCGGCACUCGCAUGAAACUGCCGAAUCCGGUGACCUGGGACCGGGCGCUCAGCGAGCGGGGGAACAAAGCUGCGGUCUGGGAAGACCUGAUCGACAGUAGGAAACUUCCUUUCAUGGCCAUGCUGCGAAAUCUACGCAAUAUUCUCCAGGCCGGGGUGAGCGAGAGACACCACAAGUGCUUGCUGCAGCGCCUGGAGGAGAAGGAGUCUGUGAUCCAUAGCCGGCAGCUCCCUUUUCGGUUCCUUGCAGCCUGCAAGGUUAUCCUGCAAUUGGAGAAGGACCUCAAUGAGCAGGACCCUCCGCUCCCUAGCGCCUCUCAGAUCAUCAAGAAGACGUUUAGGAAAUUGAGCUCCCGCGUCCCCGGCAGGCCAAAGCGGAGAUGGGAGGAUGAAGAGCUUCAGAAGUGCAUGGAGAUUCCGGUGAUCUUCCGGUUGGUGCAGAAGGAGAGGAAAAGGCUGCGGAAAUGCAGAGAAAUGCGUUGCAGUCGUUCCCUCCUGCAGCGCUACCGCCAGGCUCUAGAGACGGCAAUCGGCUUUGCCGUACGGCACAACGUGCCCCCUAUCCCUGGGCGUACCCUGAUCCUGAUCACACAAGACGACAUGAUGGGACCUUACAUGCAGGCCCGAGACCUCUACUGCCCCAAUGAAAACCUGGAGGGCUUCGAAAAACCUGUCACGAAACUGGAUGUGGCUAUGUUGCUGGGCUCCAUGGUGUACUCCGCUUCUGAACAGGCCCAGCUCUUCCUCUGCAGUAAUUCACACAGCAUGGGCCCUAUUGACAUGACAGGCUCUGUGCUGAAGGAUGUACAAACCUUACAAAUUGAGAGCAGUAAAUGGCGCAGUGAUUUCGUCGGCUCAGCCAGCGAUAUCAUCAUGGACUACCUGGCUCGCCGCCAACACGUGGAUACGAUUCUUCUUCUGAGCGGCAAUCCUGAUGUGAAGAUUCGUGGUUCGAGUCUGAGGCUGUAUCGCCACCAUGUCUCCCCCAACUGCCUCUUUGUCAAUGUCUGUGGCAACGCCUCGAUUUCAAGGACUUUUGAUUCCACGAAUGAUGUGGUGCUGUUUGGAUUCAGUGAACAAGUCCUCCGAUUCAUGGCUGAAUGUGGCGGCUCCCGGUUCCUAGAGCACGUUGGGAAAGUUGACGAGAUCUACGGCCUGCCCAAACAGCGGGGGACAGCGGUGGCGAAGCGGGAAACGGGGGUUGUGCCCUUGAUCCCUGCCCCCAAGAACAGGUGGCGCUCCGUGCGGGUUUUCGUCUCCUCCACCUUCCGCGACAUGCAUGGCGAACGCGACCUACUCAUUCGCUCGGUCUUCCCCGAGCUUCGGGCGCGGGCAGCCCAGUUUUGCCUGGCUAUUGAGGACAUCGACCUGCGCUGGGGGAUCACAGAAUUCGAGAGCCAGAGCAACAAGCAGAUAGAGCUUUGCUUGUCAGAAGUUUCAAAGAGUCAGCUCUUCAUUGGAGUCCUUGGUAAGCGGUAUGGCAGCAUCCCUAAAGAGUAUUCUUUGCCGGAUGAACCCCAGUUUGAAUGGGUGAAGUCCUACCCGGCAGGCCGCUCCAUCACUGAGAUGGAGAUUUUUCAGUUUCUGGAAGGUGGGAACGACCCCACUACAAGAUCCAGAGCCUUCUUCUAUCUCCGAGAGCCAGAGUUUGAGAGCUUCGUGCCCGACAUGUGGAAGGCAGAUUUCCUGCCCGAGUCGGAGGAGGCAAAGGACCGCCUAGCCGACUUGAAGGAGCGUCUUUGCGAUUACGAAGGCCUGGCUUCGCUUGAGAGAUACGCGUGCCGAUGGGGUGGAGUAGCCCAUGGCCGGCCAUACGUUGCGGGCCUGGAGUACUUUGGCACCAGGAUCUUGGAGGAUGUGUGGGAAUGCCUCCGGCGCCAGUUCAUUGAAGUCACUGCUGAGAACAGCAAGGGCGAUGGCGCCAUGCUCACAGAUGACUCAGAGGAGCAGGAAGAAAAGGUGCUGCAAGAAUCUUUCCAGGAACUGCAGCAGAAGAGAUUUUGUGCCCGGAAAAAACUUCUUGACACCACAGCUGCCCAGCUGUAUGGGGGCAGGCUCUACGUUGUGAGCGGCGAGCCCGGCCAGGGGAAGACCGUCUUCUUGGCGGCCCUUGCCCAGGCACUCAGAACGAAGGCCCCGCCUCGUGGAGACGGCCCUGCUCACGUUUACCACAUCGUGGCCCACUUCACCAGGGCCCGGCCCAAUCAGGCUGAAGCCCAGGUCGUAUUGGGCCACCUCUGUGCCCUGCUGAGGAAGUUGCUGGAGAAGCCUCCACCCCCACCCAGAAGCUACAGAGGGCUCGUUGGCCAGUUUGAAUUCCUCCUCCAUGCCGUGGCCCAGGCACUGAAGCCACGGCAGUCUCUGGUGGUUCUGAUAGACGGUGCCGACUUCAUCCAUGCAGCCAAUGAGCAGCUGGUUUCUGAUUGGCUGCCUGAGCAGCUGCCCCAGCGAGUCAGCCUUGUUCUCAGCGUCUCUGAGGACUCCGCGCUCCUCGGGUCCCUCAAGCGACGGAAAGAUGCAGUCGCCAUCCCCCUUGGGCCUCUGGACCCCCCAGACCGAGUUGCCAUAGUCCGCAAAGACCUUGCAUUGUAUGGCAAAAAGUUGGAGGAGACUGCUUUCAAUAACCAGAUGCGGCUUGUGCUCCUGAAACGUGGCUCCCAGCAACCUUUGUACCUGACUCUCCUGACCCAGGACCUGCGACUCUUUGCCCAGUAUGAGAAGCUCUCUGAGAGGAUCCAGAAGCUGCCAGUCUCUCUCCCUUUGUUGCUGCAGCACCUGCUGGGGUGCCUGGAGCAAGAUCACGGCCUGGAGCUGGUCUCGGUUGCCCUCGCAGCCCUCUGGGCCAGCAGAGAAGGGCUAACGGAGCGAGACCUCUACUCCAUCCUUGCCACCUGGAAGGAGCUGAGCGGGGCUGACAUCACCUUGGAGAAAGCCGUGGUUGCUGGAAGACGUGCCGGAAGCUAUCCCAUGGCCCCCUUCCUGGACUUCCUGCGGAGCCUGAGGGGCCUGCUCAUGGUGUGCGGCUCCCCCUCGGAACCCCCCGGCUCUCGGCUGCAUCUCUGCGGUGCUCCCUUGAAGGCAGCGGUAGAACGGCGCUACCUGAAGAAGCCCGGCCUGGACCGCACAGCUCAUGUGCUUUUGGCAGCUCACUGGUGGAAACAGUCGGACCCGGAUAUUUCCAGGACCUUCCGGAACUGCGAGGCAGAAUCCUUGAGGGAGCUUCCCUAUCACCUGGUCCGCAGUGGCCACUUCAGCAUCAUGGCUUCUUUCCUGUACGAUCUGAGAGUUGUGAGCGCCCACCUCCGCCUGGGUCUCCUCCACUGCCUUUUUGAAGCCCAUGCGCUCUAUGAAACUGCCGACACUGGUUUGGAGCACGAUGAGACGGUUGAACACUUCCGUGCCUUCCUGCAAAAAAACGUGGAUCUGCUUUCCCAGAACCCUCAGCUGCUUCUGCAGCUGGGGUCCCAGGAAACGGAUUCAUUCGGCGUCGGUUUACAGGCCCACUUUGCCCUCUUGGGGAGCGGGAUCCAUUACGUGAAACAGAUUAACAAGCCCGUGAAAGCCCAGAAGAUCAACAGUCUUGUUCUGACCCUACCCGCCGUGCCCUCCUGUGUCUCAGUUUCCCCCUCAGGCAAGCUGGCCGUCGUCGGCACCGCUGAGGGAACGCUGCACCUCUUGGAUGUGGAGACCGGGCAGGAACUGAAGUCUUUGCUGAGCGCCUGUGACGGGGUUUCGGCCUGCGAGUUCAUAUCGGAGACGUCUGUCUGCCUCGGGGCCUUCAAUGGGCGCUUGGAGCUUUGGAGCCUGAGGGAAGGAUGCAGGCUCUUAGGUGCAGAUGCUCACAAGGCCCAGAUCACAGACUGUUGCAUCAACUCAGAUCGCAAACAACUAGCUACCGUGUCACUGGACGGCUGUCUAAAGCUCUGGGAAUCUACUGGCGGCCAUCUGAUCCGCGAGCGGGAUUGUUUGUGCCCUUUGAACUCUGUGACCUUUCACCCGAACGGCCAGCUGGUGGCGACAGGAGGGUGGGACAGAACCGUCACCGUCUUGGAUGCGAAUGAAAUGAGCGUGAGCUCGGUGCUGAGAGGCCACGACAGCUCCAUCCAUUCCAUCUCCUUCUCUUCCGCUGGGAACGUUUUGGCAGCUGGGUCCCUGGCUGGAUCUGUCCACCUCUGGUCGUGGCGGGAAGCUGUUGUCUUGAGCACGUUCUUGGCUCAUUCGGGCUGCGUCUCCAGUGCUCUGUUCCUUCCAGGAGGAAAACUUCUCACCGCGGGAGAAGACUGCAAGGUGCAGCUUUGGACAGGUCACCUGGGGAAGCUCCGGAGCACGUUAGGAAUAAAGGCCCGCCCCCCGGCGGUGUGUGCUGCGCCCAGUCUUGAUGGCAGCCGUUUGGCGGUGGGGCACCACCCGGAUGACGUCUGGAUCUACAGUCACCCUUGGAACAAUUCCUCCCGGAAACACUGCCAGGCCAGUGGGGUGGCUCUAUGCAGCCUGGCCUGGCUGGACAGUGUCUUCUUGCUGGGGGGCAGGAGCGAUGGAUCCCUGUGUGUCUGGAACACCUCGCACGAUUCCCCCUCUUGCGUCCACGAGCUGCACGGCCACGAAGGAGCGGUGACGGGCCUCUCUGUCUCCAAGAAGCUGGCGGCCUCGACAUCAGAGGAUUUCAUGGUCCGACUGUGGUUUUCGGAGACGCUGCGAGCAGGCUCUGCUUCCGACGCUAGCGUCUUGCCACUUGCGGUGCUCCGGGGUCACACUGCCGGUGUGACUUGCUGUGCCUUCAGCCUCGAUGGCUGCUACCUUGCCACUGGAGGCAAAGACCGGGCCUUGUUUCUCUGGGAUGUCAAGGACCCGUCCCAGAAAACUCCCUCCCUCUUGCGUUCCUUGCCUUUCUGCCACAAGGACUGGGUCUCGAGCUGUGCGUGGGCUGGCCCCAUCGUGCUCUCCGGCUCCAACGACGGCACCGUUUCCAGCUGGGAUCCCAAAACGGGCCAGCGCCUCCAGGAAUUCCUGGGCCACCAAAGCCCGAUCUGUGGUGUCACAGCUGAGAAGGAAUAUGUGAUUUCCGUGGGCAGAGACGGGAUGCUGGUGAUGUGGGACCUACAGGGAAUGGAGAGAUCCCGGUUCUUGGCUCACCCUGAUCGGGCCAACCACUGUGUAGGCUUCAGAGACCCACAGGAAAAAGGAUUCAUGUUGGUGGCUUGUGGCUGUGACGGAACAGUGAAACUUUGGAAACCCUUGGCGAUGGGGCAAUCCAAGGUCCUUCCCGGACACUGUGGGGCCAUCCGUGGGGCGGCGGCUUCCCCAGGAUCUUUCCUUACGAUAUCCGACGACCAGACCGUCCGAGUGUGGGCUGUUCCCGAGGAGGAAGAAGGUGACGCACAAGACCUUCCUCCUCACGACGGUGCCGUCACAGCUUUGGCCUGGUCCCCCGACGGCAAGAUGGUUGCAUCCGGUGGGGAACGCGGAGACCUCAUUGUCUGGCACCAAGCCAGGGCAAAGGUUGGCCCCCGCUGCAUCAGUGCCUUGGCCUUUACGUCCCCGGACACAAUCCUCGUUGUAUCGGAUGGGAUCAGCCUCUGGGACAUAAAACGCAGCAAGUGCCGUGACAGAACGGACAGCCUGAGGUACAGGAAUCUGCUCCGCCAUGCAGAGGAGGCUUCAGUGGUCUGUGUGGGGACGCCCAGGCCUGGUGGCCCACUGGUCCUGGGCCUUGCUAAUGGAGGCUUGCUUUCGAUGCAGCCAGGAGCGGAGAGUUUCCAGGAGUACCAACAGACAGACGGGGUCUGGGAUGGCAAGGCAAACGUCAGCUUUGACAUAUCAGCAUCUGAGGAGGAAGAAGGCGUUUUUCACAUCUGGGACUCCAUGCAAAGGCCGAACUUGUUCAAGAUGAAGGUGACCAAGUCUGGGAGGCUAAAGGACAUCUCGGAGACCGCCGAGAACAUACCUUGGACACCAGACAGGCCCUCUGCCUGGGUCACCGUGGCUCGGCUGAUCAAAGGGAAGUUCCUACUAUGUGCAGACUCUGAAGGAUUUCUCUGGACUCAGACCCGGCAGAAUGAGGAGGGAGUGGAUAAGUGGAAAGCCGACGGCUGGCAGAAGAGAAAGAUUCACAGCGACAAAAUCACAGCUCUGCACGUCCUCGGAGACAAGACUGUAACAGCAUCACAUGACCGGGAUGUGAAGAUUUGGGACAGUGACACCAUGAAGCUCCUGGGCCAGUUCCGAUGCCAUGCCCCAGUUUCCUGCCUCCAGCCUCACCCCAAGGCCGACUCUUCGCUCAACUUCGCCGUGGGUGAUGCUUCAGGCAAUGUCUACUUCCUGGCAUGGGACUGCCUCUCUUAACUAAGGAGCCGUCUUCCUGGGGAACCUCCAGAUUCUUCCCUGUUGCACGCACCUUACAACUCCCCCCUUUCCAGCCUCAGAGGCAUCAACGUUGCCGUUUCAACUUCUACAAUCUCAGCCUGUGGAUUCCGGGUGAUGAAAUCACGGAUUCCUUUUCUGUCUUGAAUGGCUUGGUUGACUAGGAGGCAGUACUUGGGGCUGUUUAGCAACUGUGAGCUCUGUGGCCUACGCUGAGCUAAACAAUCAUGGAUGUGAAAUGAACCUACUAAAUAAAUAAAUCCCGCUGAUCCUCA